UCUCUUGUAAGGAAUUGGGAUUAGAGAAAGUCAAAGCCACGAAAUUCCAAAUCCCCUAUAUAAACACCUCCCCCCCAUUCAAUUAAAUGCCAUGCUCCCUCCUCUUCUUCUUCUUCUUCUUCUUCUUCUUCUUCUUCUUCCUUCUCCUCUGUACUCAUUUUUUCUUUAAAACUUUUUUAUUGAAUAUGGUCCGCCAAGCUCAGGCAUCGCAAAACGAUGUCGGCUCCGACAAGAGGCUCGUACCCGGACUAUUCAACUCCGUAUCCAUUUUCCUGGCGUUGCUCGCCAAAUAUGCAGGUCGACUGUCGCGAAAGCACCGAACCGAACCGGGUCACUCGACCCGGCCGCCUCUGGCCCGGCCCAAGUACCUGUUCACGAACCGGAGCAACAAAACGCUGCCGUUUUCGCACAAGAAGAAGGCGGGGGAGGAACUGAAACUGGAACCGGAGGAACAAGGGUACGGUGACGGAGGGGUGUGGCAGAGGGCGAUCUUGAUGGGGGAUAAAUGUCAGCCGUUGGAUUUCUCCGGCGUAAUUUAUUACGACAACGACGGGAAGCAGCUGCCGGAGUUGCCUCCGAGGUCGCCGCGUGCGAGUCCCCUGCCUAGCUAUGUUUACAGCAAAUGAUUGCGUCACGCGCGGGCGAGCUAGUCGGGUGACAGGAGGGAUGUGAUUGGACGCCGAAGCUGCAAUUUCUUUGAGCAGGUGAGGGCCGCGGUGACGAAGUUGUUGUCAAGGAUGGAAGCCUCUCUCCUUCCCACCCUGCACCACCCUCGGACAGUAAACUCUUCUACGUUAAUUUUGUAUGUACAUAUUAUCUACUAGGGACUUGGGAGAGUGUUUUCGGUUGUGUAGUUUUUACUUUUAUUAUAAAAAAAUAAAAUAAAAUAACUCCAUGUGGAUUUUGUGUUGUGUUUCCA
Molecule: messenger RNA, 919 nt
Organism: Malania oleifera
Lineage: Eukaryota; Viridiplantae; Streptophyta; Magnoliopsida; Santalales; Ximeniaceae
Exons: 1
Coding region: 87-626 (179 amino acids)
Source: RefSeq, a predicted model, not a curated record